UUAUCCGGAAGUUUAUUAGUCAUCAACAUGGCGCCGGUCGCCUCCUUAUUUUCCUUGUAUCUUAUUAUUUUAUUUAUUUCCUAUCUAUCGAACAACUGUGUGGAAUGUGUUAGAACAAAGAAAAAGAUCUACCUUGAUCUUGUGACCCAGAAUGCCUGCUUCCGUGUACUGAACGCAACUCAUCAAGUUGGAUGUUCUUCCAAGUCUGGUGGUAAUGUUGGUGUUUUACACUAUCUAGAAGGACAAGAUGAUUAUGAUUGGGUUUUAAAAGAUGGACCACAUACACCUUACGUUGUUUUGAUGAAUUCUGAAGACUUCCAUAGAGAGAAAGUUCAACAGUUAUUAAAGUCAGGUCGUGUCAAUGGUAUAUUGCUUGUAAAUGUUUUAAAUAAUUCAACUUUGACCCCGUUACCACCUAAUGGAUUUUCAGCAGAUAAAGAUUGUCCUAAUGAUAAUUAUGGAGCAUAUUAUAAAAAUGACUCGUAUAAACAUUGUAAAAGUGUGAAGUGGAACAAACCAGGUGAAGCGUUAUAUUUUACGGACUACCAUGAUUUUCCCAUGUUCGCCAUCUCAAAUAUAUCAGAUUUGAAUAUCUUAAUUGAUCAGUGUUAUCGCCCAUUUAACCAACCCAGUAAUGGUGUGGCUAAAACGUAUCCCAUCUGUGCUGUGGAACUUAGUGACAGUAUGGAUGCUGCGAAAGAUUCUAUUACAUGUAUUCGUAGAUCGGAACUUAUUACCAAUUUAAAUCCGACCAAAUAUUGUGACGCUAUGGGCGAUAAGAAUUUAAUCUCCACCAUGAAGGCUAUACCUCAAAAUGAAACUCGGCCAGCUAAAUCGGUUAUUGUCGUGGCAACUAGGAUGGAUUCAUUUUCUAUGUUUGGUUAUGAGUAUCAGAAUUCUGAUACAACUGUGACUGGUAUUGUAGCUCUACUGGCAGCAGCUCAUGCUCUAAAACAAGUUAAAGAUGAUUUACGUGCAGCAAGCUCAGAUCUUAUGUUUACAUUCUUUCAAGGGGAAGCGUUUGAUUAUAUUGGAUCAAGUCGAAUGGUAUAUGACAUGGAGUUAAAUCAUUUCCCGUAUGAUAUAACAGAUAACAAGUCUCUUCGAAUACAGAACAUCCAUCUUAAUCAUAUAUCACAUUUUAUAGAACUUAGUCAACUCGGACAUCGUGAUCAAGGCCAAUUGUGGAUUCAUUCAGAUCCAAUAUCUAAAGAAAAUCCAGCAAUUUCAGAUGAGGUUAAAAAGUUAAUAGAUAUAAUUAAACCUAUAGGAGAAAAGUUAAAUGUUAGUCUGGGUGAAACAGCAGCUGAUCAGCCAUUACCACCAGCUUCUGUACAGAGAUUUCUUAGAAAGAUGGCUAUUCCAUCAAUUGUAAUUACAGACCAUGAGAAACAAUAUACUAACAAGUAUUAUAAUAGUAGAUUUGAUCUACCCAGAGAGAUUAAUGCUGAUUAUCCAGACACAUUAAAUGAUACAGAGAAGUAUGAUUACAUCACGGAACAAGCUGUAUUAUUAACUAACAUAGCAACGACUCUAGCUCGAUUUCUGUAUACACAAACAACUGGUAAACAAUUAACACCUGAUCUAGAGAAUAAAAUACAAGCUGAUGAAAAAGAGAUUGCCCAUCUGUUGUAUUGUUUUCUAGAGAGUCCUGUGUGUGAAUUAUUUAAACAAAGUGUUUCACCGGAAGAUAAAGAUAAUUUAGCAUCUGCUAAGAAACCGUUUCCAUUUUAUGUGGGUGUAGAUUAUCAGACCAAUCAGAUAACAAGAUUAGCCCAUGCUAUCUUAGCUCAAUAUUUGGGUGAUAGAAUGGUCAAUGUUACUAAGGACACAGAUUGUAAACAGCCAGAUAAUGAUAAGAGAUAUAAGUAUUUAUGGAUGCAAGGAUCAGUGAAACCUGGUACUAAUACAAGAGAGGGUUGGUGUAUAAAAUCUACAGCUAUGUUACAGAAAGCCAAAUCACCAGCUUUUGAAAUUGAUGAUUAUGAUUGGCUAUCUGGAGAAUAUUCAACAUGGACAGAGAGCACGUGGACAGUAACUAAAGUUCGAGCAUUUUUAAUACCAAGUGAAUCACAAGAGGUUUUAACGCUGUGUGUUGGUCUGGCACUAUUCAUCGUAUCAUUGGGCGUUGUUUAUUUCUUUAACGCCAGUUCUGAUAUUAUAUUUCUAAGUACGAACACAGCCAGUGAUACUCCACCAUCUUGAAUAUUAUAAAUAUUAAACGAAGACGUUGACCCUAUCAAUAGGUGUGAUUCUUACAUUGGUCUCCAUGUUAUUGGUGUAUUUUGUCAACAAACGAUCUUCAGUGAUUUUCUUCUCAGAUUUUUAACGAAUAUUACAACCACUAUAAUGCUAGUAUUAUUAUUAUUAUACUUAUGUUGAUGUUAUGUCAAGCAUCUGUUUUAAUGGUGUCACUGAAACACUGAUAAACUAUAAUACAUACUUAUGGAAAACAGCUACUGAUAUAUUUGGACGAUGUUUCGACGUUGAGAGAAUGCUCUUUGAAACGUAACCCCAAUAUAUUAGUAUCUAUUUUCCAUAUGUAUGUGUUAAGUUUACUAGAUGCCUCUAAAAGAUUAUAACACUGAUCUGAUGUUAUGGUGAUGUUGUUUAUAUUAUAUACGCUGAUGCUUUGUUAUGCUGUUAAUGUUAUAGACAGACCCAUAGCUAUUAUAAAGUUGAUAUAAUAUUAUAAGGGCUUCACAACAACACCGAUGUUAUAGUGACGUCCAAAUGUACACUGAUGCUUUGAUAUAAUGCUAAUUGUUGGGGUCCCCACUGUGUAUAGAGUAUUGUUUUUGAAUUACAAAGCUUUAUUUUGAUCUCCCCAAUACAAGAAACAAAUGAACCUGAUGUCUUGAUACUAAUAGACAUAUCUGUAGCUAGGUUCGCAAUAUAAAAAGAGGGCUACAGACUACGGUACCCAUUUUUUAAAGCUCAUUAUAGGGAGAUCUGAUCAGGGCUCACACCGACUUUCAAUUUUUUUCUGCAAAAAUGGAUAAGAAUUUUUAGAUAAAAAAAUGUUCAUAUUUUUUUAAGCCAACUGAAAUAUUUUAUCUUCCAAAAAUUGUGAUUAAAAAAGACAAGAUGGACCUAUUAUGUAACAAAUACUGGUAUACAGUAUACAACAACUUACACUGUAACCCAGGUAUCAUUUAAUCUUGCGUAUUUAGCAUUAAUUUCAUUAACAUUUAUUUAAUAUCAAAAGUUUGUAGUUGAAUGAAUGUUUUUGUUGCAAUUACGACUUUGGAGCCCGACAGCGUGAGCCCUGGGUCUCACUGUAUCUAUGUCUAUAAAUACUGACAUUGUAAAUAUAUAAACUUAUUAUUGUUGAUAUUUUGGAUGUAAAUUUGUAUAAAUACAUUUUGUAAGUAAUGUAAUUUCUUAUAAUUUAUGAUCAAUAUAUUUUUUUUUAAGAUAUGUUAUUUGUUGAAGGUCAUCAUUAAUCAUGUGAUUAUUACUACCAUAUAUAAAUCAUGACUUUUUUCAUGUAAUCAGUUACUUUCAUCAUUAUUAACAAAAAGGUCUCAACUUGAGAGAAAUUAAGAUCAUUUCUGUAAUAUUUUAGCUUAGAGAUACAGUAAUAGCGAAAAGACUCGCAUUUAGUUGAAUAUUAAAGAAAAAUGGCUGAUAGCUUGAUUACAGCCCCCCCCCCUUAUUAUCUUGCAUCAUUGGAUACUCAGUUGUAAAUGCAAUAAAGAUAACAAUACACAGGGACUCAAUUUAGACAAUACCCAGGGACAAUAACCAAGGAUUUCAUUGAAACAAUAUCCAAGAUACUCCAUUGAGACAAUAAACAAGGACUACAUUGAGAGAAUAAUCAAGGUACUCCAUUCAGACAAUAACCAAGAGGCUACAUUCAAACAAUAACCAAAAUCUGCACUGAGACAAUAACCAAGGGCUCCAUUGAAACAAUAACCAGGGACCCUGCUAAGACAAUAACUAUGGGGCUCCAUUGAAACAAUAUCCAAGGCAGAGACACCUCCAACCAGAGCUAUUGUUUCAAUCAUAUUUACCGGUCUUGGCUGACUGAAAGUGAAAUUGACUGACAUUAGAACUUGCCUUUCAGUCAGUUUACAUGACAAAUAAUAGUCUUUCAAAGAAUUUAACCUUAUAACACAAUAUAUUUAGAUAAAUUUAUAGCUUUUAAGUGUAAAAUCACUUAAACAUAAUUAUAAAUAUUUGAAAUGGAUCUUGCUAAAACUUCAUAUUCCUUAAUAAAAAAAAGACAAGAUAUGUCACAAUUUUAAAAAAGUCAUAUGUUGUCAUUUCAAUGAAUAGAAUGCUUUCAGGGAUUAAACUCUCUUCUCCACAAAUACUUUAUUAAAUUUUAAAGAAAUAUUACAAAAUUAUGAAACCCAUUAUUUGUGUGAUUUUUCAUAGUUCACUUUAAAAUGAAAUGGGGUUUAACGUCCUACUUUUCUGCACCAACCAAAGUAAUGAAGACUGGCAUACACCAUGCAGUGUGCGGAGAAUUUUGCCCGGAAAGUUACAAUUCUGCCUACUCUUCAUGACUUUUGUUUGGAUAUUAUCUAAAAAAAACCCAUAUAUUCGUAAAGUUUGUAUAUAUAUAUAAGAAGUUAUUAUGGCCAUUUUAUAAUUGUUGUUGCCAUGUAAAAUGCAAGUUUUUGUAAUAGUCAAUUGUGUUCUUUCAUUCAUUUUCAUGUCUGAUUUUCUUCAUUUUAAUAUCACCAUGAAUUAUGGACUGUUGUCAUUCUUAUAAUACAUUCCAUAACCAUAUUUAAAUCAUUAUUAUAUCCUAUAUGUAGCUGGUUGAGACUGUAUUGAUUACUGGUGGUUAAUACAACCCACUUGUUCAAAUGCUUUUUUCACUUUUAGUUUAUCAUGAAGUUGUACAGCAAUAGGUACUCAACCAGGGACUGGUUUCACAAAACAUUCUCAGACUUAGGUUAAGACUUUACACAACUUUCAAUCGUUGUUUAUGAGAAAUAUCUUUGAUCCAGAACAACAAAAAUUUUCACAUAGUUUCUAAUUGGUGUAUUUGAUACACUACAACAACAAAAGUUUUAGAAAGGGCCAUAUUUUAGUUAAAAUAAGGUGAACAAUUUGUGAGUAUAUUCUUUACUUAAGUCUGAGAAUACUUUGUGAACUCAGGGCCUGGGCUUUUGAUGGAUUGGAGACUGUGUCUGUCAGUCAAUAUACAUGACAUGAAAUUUAAAAUUUAUAAGAAUUUAAUCUUAAAUACAAUUAAAUUUUAAAAAAUGCUAAUAAUUUGCAUAUUGUUUGGGAACAAUAAAAACAUGUCAAACUUUUGAUAUGAGAGCUCUGUCUAAUACACAAGUGAAAGUGUAGUUUGGGAAAAAUAUAUUUCUGAUUCUGAACACAAUAUGGAAUUUACGUCCAGUAUAAGGUCCUCAGCAUCUCAGCAUCGAUACUCAUGUAAUUAUCUUAAUAUGAUAAAAGUGCUAUUUUCAUAAAAACUGUAUAAUGAACAAGUUGAUGUAUAAAAUUUGUACAAUAAAACAAUCUUGCCAUUCAA
Patella vulgata (common limpet) is the source of this 5500-nucleotide messenger RNA. Its product is annotated as nicastrin. The record is from RefSeq and is a predicted model, not a curated record. Gene Ontology annotation, cellular component: membrane. Gene Ontology annotation, biological process: Notch receptor processing; protein processing. Lineage: Eukaryota; Metazoa; Mollusca; Gastropoda; Patellidae. Bases 28 to 2205 code for a protein of 725 amino acids. The transcript is spliced from 16 exons.